CUUUUGUGGCCAUUUCUCUAUCAUGGUAUGUUGCUUUAGUGAUAUGCUAAGUCGAGCUUUUAGUUAGCCUGGUUGAGGUACUCGGUCAUUGGAAAUGCUAUGAAUUUAAGCCGAUUUAAAAAUGUUUACAGUUGUAUCAUCUUUUGAUUUUGACAGCCAUGCCGACCUUUACUGCAAUAGCGUUUGAUACAUUGAUAGAGCCUAAAGCUUCUAAAUCAGUCGAUAAAUCUGCCCCGUCUUCCAUGCCUGUUCCCAACACUAAACUGGAGAGGAGAAGCAGUGUGCCACCGGCCACAAAAAAGAAGGCUCCUCGCCCUCCAUUAAAACCAGCACUCUAUGCCACUCCUGAGGUGACACCAGUUCCAGAUUCACCCUCAUCAUUCCCUCCUUCUCCCUACAUUGUCAAUCACAAACGUCGAGGGCCACGCCUUGUCAAGAGUUUUUCUGAGGCCAGCGUAUUAAAGCAGAAGAUUCCAGAUGACGAAAAGGAUGAUGGUUUACAGAAGACCUCAGACACUGUGGUUGUUAGCUCAGCUGGUGACCUGCAAGUCACUUUCUCACAUCCUGAGCCUGUUAAGGAGGAGCGAACUAAUGGUUUUCAUGACAGUGCACCUAGAAGCAUCAACACUGAUGACCUUUGCACUGGAUGCAGGGAAGCUGGAAGUAGCAGCAGUACAAAUGGGUCACUCAAGGAGAGUAAUAUACCGAAGGUGUUGGCGAAUAAUUCUGAAAGAGAUGUAGAGGGUGAAGACUUCUUUGAUCCGCAAGAUUCAAUGAGUUACACUAGUAAUACAGAUGGAGAAGAUAAUACUGGGCCUGAACACUCUCUAAAGACCCCUACUCCUCAAGGGGAGUUUUUUGAUGCUUGGGAAGAACUAUCUGAAGGCGGGCCUCAGGCUUCUCCAUCUCCAUAUAAUGCUGAAGCUGAAUUGCGUGAAAUGAGGUUGAGUCUGUUGAUGGAGAUAGAAAAGCGGAAGCAAUUUGAAGAAUCCCUUAACAGCAUUAGAAGUCAAUGGGAGAGUGUUAGACAAAGGUUGUCUCAUGUAGGCAUAGUCCUUCCUGCUGGGAUUAUAUCUGCGGCUGAGGGACAACAGCUGAAUUCUGAUCCUGUCGGAGAUCUGUGUGAACAAGUUAAUGUUGCUAGGUUUGUAUCAGACGCCAUUGGGAGGGGCAUUGCCAGGGCUGAGGUGGAGAUGGAGAUGGAAGCUCAAAUAGCUUCUAAGAACUUUGAAAUAGCUCGUUUGUUGGAACGUCUCCAUUUUUAUGAGAUGGUGAAUCAAGAAAUGUCACAGAGGAACCAAGAAGCAGUAGAGAUGGCAAGGCGUGAGAGGCAAAGGAGAAGUCGGAGGCAGAGAUGGAUUUGGGGCUCUAUUACUACUGCUAUUGUGCUUGGUGCUGCCACCAUAGCGUGGUCUUAUAUCCCCAUGGGAAAAUCGUCAUCUUCUACGCACCAUGAUCAGGUUUCUGAGCAUGGGGAUGCAGCCAAGUAACAUACAUCCAUCAGCACUAACUGUAGCGCCGUUUGAUGUUAGGAGAGGAAUAAAGAGUAUACAUGCCACUAUGUGGUUGACUUUCGUCAGUUGCAAUUUUCCGCAUCCGGAGCCUUUGCAUCUAGUAUGUAAGUAGGGCCUCGCACAGAAUAUCUAGGUGAUAGUGUACUGAAGUGGCUCAGUUGAUGUUGAGAUAUUCUGUAAGUUGUGCAUUUCUGCCAGCGAGCUUAGAUGUGCUUGCGUAAAUGUUUGGUUUUUUUGUUACAUUGCUAAGGCAUGUUGAUGAUGGGUCAUUUAAGCUCGUGCUCUCGUGAGCAUUUUUAUACAGCAAAAGAGGAUUUAAUCAAUGAAAUAGGAAGGGGGAUAUAGUCCUUGUGCCUCGAUGAGUGGUGGGAUGAUGCCUACGAUUCUUGUGUGUUUCUGUGCUGUCGUGGUCAGCCUCAGUAACGACCAUGAUCCUUUCGUUCAAUUUAGGGUUGCAACAGUGUUGUGCCAUGGCUAUGCCCUGAUUAAGGGAAGCUAUAUCUA
This is a messenger RNA of Neltuma alba, 2018 nucleotides long. RefSeq lists its product as uncharacterized. The transcript has 3 exons. The coding region runs from base 159 to 1490 and encodes 443 amino acids. Lineage: Eukaryota; Viridiplantae; Streptophyta; Magnoliopsida; Fabales; Fabaceae. The record is from RefSeq and is a predicted model, not a curated record.